AUGAUUCCCCUUUCCCAGUCAAAGUUACAGGAUGUCGAUUACGACGUCAUCAUUGUCGGAGCUGGCAUCUCUGGCAUCGGUCUAGCAUCCAGAUUGCAAGUACGCAAUCCCGACCUCAGUUAUUGCAUUCUAGAGUCACGCCAUGAGGUGGGUGGAACUUGGAGCCUGUUCCAGUACCCAGGUAUACGGUCCGACUCAGAUCUUUACACAUUUGGCUACUCUUGGCGGCCCUGGAAUGAGAGAUCAGCGAUCGCCCACGGGUCCAAGAUCGCCCAAUACCUCAAGGAGUGCGCGGCGCAGGAAGGAAUCGACCAAAAGAUCAAGUUCCACCAUCGUGUAACCCGAGCGGAGUGGUCUACUGAGGCCAAGAAGUGGACUCUCGACCUGACAGAUGGGGAGUCGGCGAGAGGGAAGACUCUCUCCGCGCGAUUUCUCUUCUUCGGGACCGGCUACUAUGAUUACCACCGAGGUCGCAAUGCCAAUAUCCCAGGAUUGAGCGACUUUCAGGGAACGGUUGUUCAUCCUCAAUUCUGGCCUCGAGAUCUCGACUACGCCGAUAAAAACAUCGUUAUCAUCGGCUCUGGGGCAACUGCCGUUACGUUGUUACCGGCAGUCUCCGAGAAAGCUUCUCAUGUGACAAUGCUCCAACGGUCACCAAGUUAUAUAGUUUCAAUACCGAGGGAGGAUGCUAUAGAGAGAGCCAUUAGGUUAGCUUGUCCACGAGGGUUGGCGGCAAAGUUGAUCCGUUUCAAAUGGAUAUUGUUACCGUUGCUGCAGGUGCGCUAUUGCCAGUGGUUUCCACGGGUAGCCAGGAGGAUGCUUCGUUCCAUGACCAAGAAGGAGUUGCCAGUGGGAAUGUCGUUGGACCCGAACUUCGAUCCAAAAUAUUGGCCGUGGGAGCAAAGGUUGUGCAUGUGUCCUGACGGGGACUUCUACGAGGCUUUAAGGAGCGGCAAAGGUAGUGUGAAGACCGGUGUUAUUGACACAGUUACAAAGAUUGGUAUUCGUCUCAAAUCUGGAGAAGAGUUGGCGCCAGAUAUCAUCGUCACGGCUACGGGACUCAAAAUGCAAGCUGCAGGAGGGGUCAAAUUUAUAGUCGACGGCCAAGACUUUCGGAUUUCAGAACAUUACAUGUGGAGAGCAGCCAUGCUCGACGGCUUACCCAAUGCUAUCCUCUCAUUCGGUUACGUCGAUGCCAGCUGGACCCUUGGACUGGAGGCAACCGCGGAGCUUGCGUGCAGAUUACUGAGAAAGAUGCAAAAGGACAAAUUCUCCAUGAUAGUGCCUCGCUACGAGAGCAACGAGAAAACGAGGCUGAGAGAGGAGGGAUUCAUGAAGCUGAAUUCGACCUAUGUUCAGGAAGGAAACGCGGAUAUGCCCAGAUUUGCUGCUCAGUCUGUAUGGCGUCGUCGGUCGUACUAUUGGAGAGAUAUAUUUUCUGCUCGAUGGGGAAGCAUCAAAACGGGCUUGGAGUGGUCGAUGGAAGUCUGA
This is a messenger RNA of Fonsecaea multimorphosa CBS 102226, 1491 nucleotides long. RefSeq lists its product as uncharacterized. The coding region runs from base 1 to 1491 and encodes 496 amino acids. The record is from RefSeq and is a predicted model, not a curated record. Lineage: Eukaryota; Fungi; Ascomycota; Eurotiomycetes; Chaetothyriales; Herpotrichiellaceae. The transcript has 2 exons.